CAAGUGUGCUCUAUAAAACACGCUCACAAUCAGCGUGUGCGCUUUCAGAGGCGUCAUGUCGAGCUGCGAGUGUAAAGGCACGGAGGACCCCGGUCAGGGCAGCAUCCUCUACAGCAUCCUCAACAGAGGCGCUCGGUGCCCGCAGGGAGGCGCGGAGACGCCCGCAGAGCACCAGCUCUGUCCCUGCGCGUCCAAGAGGAAACUAGUGGCCAUUCGGGCUCCGCAGCGAGUUUUCAAAGCGGCCUCCGAAGUGCUCGUAAAAACUUUCAAGUUCGUGAAAAACGUGCCGUGCUUUCGCGGUCUGCCGGCGGAGGACCAGCUCCGGCUCGUGCGCAACAGCUGGGCGCCGCUGCUGGUUCUGGGUUUGGUGCAGGACUGCGUGGACUUCGACACGGUGGAAACGCAGCAGCCCAGUCUGCUGCACAGAAUACUAACGCACGACACAGAGCGACAGGAGCGCGUCGCCGCCGAGGCUCGAGACCCCGGGGUGCCCGUCGGUGAUGUGGAGAGCAUCAAAAUGUUCCUGGUGAAAUGCAGAGGGCUGAGGAUCAGCGUCAAGGAGUACGCCUUUCUGAAGGGAGCCAUACUGUUUACCGCGGCUGAGCUGGAGUGUCGAGACUACAUCCAGGCACUACAGAGAGAGGCAGAACGUGCACUUUACGAGCACGUGAGGACGGUGCACUGGGGGAGCACCGGUCGGUUCGGCAAACUGCGAACGGUCCUGAACACCCUGCGCUCCAUGGACCCGGAGGCGGUGGCAGGACUCUUCUUCAGACCCGUCACUGGGAGGAGCAGCAUAGACGAACACGUGCUCUCUAUGUUCUUUGAGAGGUAGAACCAGAGCAACGGAAGGACACGUUUGGGACCGACUGACUGACACAUCGGUGUUCAUUUAAUGUAUUAUACGUCUGUCUUUAUUUCUUUUUGUGGGGAAGCAGUGCAGACACAUUGACCUGAAUAAAAGAGUGAAUAGCA
Molecule: messenger RNA, 975 nt
Organism: Acanthochromis polyacanthus (spiny chromis)
Lineage: Eukaryota; Metazoa; Chordata; Actinopteri; Pomacentridae
Product: nuclear receptor subfamily 0 group B member 1-like
Exons: 2
Coding region: 56-835 (259 amino acids)
Biological process (GO): negative regulation of transcription by RNA polymerase II
Cellular component (GO): cytoplasm; nucleus
Molecular function (GO): transcription corepressor activity; transcription factor binding
Source: RefSeq, a predicted model, not a curated record